GCCGCUCGGACGCCGUAUGCGAGUAGUGUGCACCGUGCUGGAGUAGAGACGGCGCAAGGAGGUCCAGGGUCCUGGGUGCCCACAGGGGCGCCUGGGGGUGAGGGCACUGAGGAAGCCCCCCUGGGAGCAGUGCAAGAGGGAGGAGGAGCGGCCACUGCAUCCCAAGCGGAAGCAGUGGCGGCUGCCGCCACAGCCGUGGGCAGCAGCAGCAGCAGUGCUGCCAGCUGCAGCGGCGUGAACGGAAUGGUUGCUGGCACCUCGUCUCAGCAUGUGGCCCUGGCUGAUCUUCCGACGGCCGACCAGCUCAAGGCAAUGGGCCUGUGUGACACGCUAAUCAUCCUGAGUGAUACUGGCCAGGGGGCCCAGCCUGUCAGCCUGGUUAGUUCCCUUGAGGCAGAAGGAGCUCAGCAAAGCACGUGCAGAAGUUUCUUCGACGCAAAUAAGGAACACUACUGUCACUGCCAUUGUCAUGACUACUCUGCCAUUGUCAUGACUACUCUGCAAUGCUUGCACAGAACUCGCAGCCUAUCCAGUGCCUGGAUGGCACGGCUGAGGCUGUGGCCCGAAGUGGGGCCAACCUUGUGCUGUGCCUGCCCGACGAAUCGCUCUCGCUGGAGGUCGGGACCUCUGUGCAGGAGGUGCCUGGCUGGACCUGGGUGCAGGACCCUACGUCUGCUGCAGCUGUUCGCCACUGGGGAAGCUGCAGCGCUGGUCAGGCAUAGUGCCCCCAUCGUGGUCUCUGGCACGCCCACGCUUGCCACUGCACCUGGCGGAGAAAUGCUGUUAGUGAUGGACUCCUCCCCUGUGGAGGACUCGGUGGGUCUGGCUGCCAAGAGCUGGUUCAAUGACUCCGUGAUAGCCACCCAAGCCCUGCUUACGCUCGAGGGACACAAGUGAUUUUGGCAUGUCAACAGUUUUUUUUUCUUUAAUUUUGAACGAAUGGGGUGAUGAGAUGGUACUUUGCUGCCACUCAAUGGGACUUCUGCUGGUGUGAUGAACUCCUCCUUGUGGCAUAAGUGUGCUACUUCUGGACUUUUUAGUGAGACACUGUAGUCCUCUAGAACAUACAGUGGAACUUUUUUGUAGUCAGUUUUGCAGGAUUUUCUUUUUCUUUCUGAAAUGCACUCAACAUAAGAGAGUGAAAACUAUGUGAAUACCAACAAUUAGGACACUAUUAGCUUUGUAGCAGGGCUUUAUUUAAAGGUCUUGAUGAACAUUGCUCUAGCCUGGGUUCCCUGAGCUGGUGCUCUUGCAGCAUUGCUAAAGAAUUGCAGCAAUUACAGUUGCAAGUGGGGCCAGAAGCCAGCGUUCACUGCUUUAGUGUCAAUCACAUCGAGCGGUAUUUCGUUAAAAGUGUGAGAAAAAUGUUUUUCAGAGCACUACUAGCAAAUUUCUGUGAGCCUAAAGGGAAGUUUUCUCCAUCAAGGUGCCACUGUACACAGUUGUGAUCCAGAAUGAGCCUGGUGUUGAUCAAACGAGUGCAGCUAUGUCUCUGCGCUUUUGGAGAAAACAAGUGAUAUAUUGUUUAUCUCGGCAUUGCUGCCACAGUGAAUGCUUCAUUGUUGUGUAAUUACAUGCUUAAGUUGCACAGUACUGUGAAGGCAUACAUCGGGCCUAGUUAAAGUACGUUUCAGCUCUUCAUUCAGUUGCUUUUAAUAAUAUUCCAGGUUGAGCAGGUGCAAAUAACAUUAAGUGGUGCAUCUUGCAUGGAUGUAGUCAUCAUUACUAAAGGUUGGCCCUCUGUGGCACCUCGAAUGGCAGCCUGUUGCAUACCUGCCAAGUCUCCCGGAUUUGGAUUAUUUCUUCCGGUUGUUCCGGUUGGUUCCGGAAAAUCUCCCGGAAAUUCCAGUUGUGUCCCAUUGCUAUCUGCGUUCAGCGCUUUGUCAUGGCCACACUGGCAAAAAGAAUCCAACCCAAUCUAGUAUGACGUUGAUCGUGCAAAACAUUGUUAGGGUGGCUAGCCACCCUAACAAUGUUUGGGCUGUUUCGUUAACCGUGGAGCCACUCCUUACGCUGGCGGUGUUGUUGGGUGCCUUAGUGGCCCUAGUCUCAUUAAGCUAGCGCGAAUGCCGCGUUCCGCAACUAGCAACAUUCGACUUUCCAUCGUUCUCCUCGGCGUCAGCCGCUCUGGCAUUGCGUAGGCCUGCGGUCAGUCAUGGCUUUAACAGCACGGAGCUCUAGCGCAAAAAGUAUCAAGUAUUUUUAAUGUAGUGCUUAGCUGAAGUGACGCUGGGUAUUUUGUUGAUACCACAGAGCAGUGCAGUGUGCGAGAGGAAAUAGAACAUCAGGAAAAAUACGAGGACGCAGUGCCGCUUGUCCAUGUGUCGCUCAUCUAAGACACUAGGAAACGUCAUCCUCGCAACAUGUGAAAGAAAUUAAAUUUCUUACAAUCAAACAUUAUCUGAAGAACUUUUGAACACCCGCCGUGGUUGAUUAGUGGCUUUGGCAUUGCACUGCUAAGCAUGCUAAGCGUGGGAUCAUAUCUCGGCUGCAGCGGCCGCAUCUGUUGGAGGGGAAAUGCAAAAACGCCUGUGUGCAGUCCUUUAGGUGCACGAACCUCAGGUGGUCGAAAUUAAUCGUCACUACGGCGUGCCUCGUAAUCGGAUGGUGGUUGCGGGACCCGAGAAUUCAAUUGGCAACAAUGAAAUGUGAAAUGCUUGUAAAAGUGAGGCCUUGAUGUUCAUGUGGUCAUAUCUGUAAAUAAAAUGAAAGUGAAGUUCUGUUAGUACUUGAAAAUAUAGACGUCGGGGGGGGGGGGGGGGGGUGGUUGUGUUGUAACCGUCUGCGGUUACUCCACAUCCAUCUUCCAACCCCCUGGAGAUCUUCCAACCCCCUGAUUGGAAGAUCUCCCAAAUUUAGUUUCGUCAAACUUGGCAGGUAUGCUAUUGUUAUUGGAGAGAUUUAGCGUGUCUCGUAUUCGGGUAAACGCAGGCGGACUGGGCGUUUUAUCAGAGGGGUGAAGGCAUAAACGUGAGUGGCCUGCCCGGUGCAGCCACCUAGUGGCGUAGAGCUCAACCAGACAAACACAGCUAAUAUUGCAGUAACCAAGUGUAUUCUACUUCGCUGCUGGUGUAAAUUUUCAGCAGCAACAUGAUUACGCCACUGCUGAAAAUUAAUAUUAGCUGUGUUUGUCUGGUUGAGGUCUGCACCACCAGGUGGCUGGGCACCGUGCAGGGCGUUCACGUCUACCCCGCCACCCCUCCAGUAAAACGCUUGACCCACCUGCGCUUACCCGAAUACCGGACAAGCUAAAACAGAUUUAUGGGCAGAGCAGGUUGCAUGAGUCGUUUGGUAAAAGUCUAGAGUUUUAGUUGUAGUAAGGUACUUCGCUGAACAGUGUUAUGCAAAGAUUCUUGUUCGGGCUGGUCACUUUUUUUGCCAGUUUUCUAUGAGGCUCUGCCCUCACUUUUACUCGACAGGCUUCCUCCAAGCUGUCUCUCAGAUGGUUGGAAGUUUUCUUGGUGAUAUUUUUAAGGCAAUUUGAUAUGUUGGUUUCUGUUCAAGUGCAUGACAUCAAGCAUUGGAGUUGCUUUGUAGACUGGCCUUACACUGUACAGGUGACCUAUUUAAUGACAUUGCCGUGCAAGAAAGCAGCUAGUUUGCCCUUCAAUCUUUUGAACACAACCUAACACAAGCUCCAUUGCUGGCCUUUACUGCAAAGUCAUUGUUAAAAUAUGGCCUUUAAAACAAUUUCAGCAGCUUGGUUGCUGUUGCUGCCAAUGCAAAAGCAUAUAACUGUUUGGUUUCUAGUGCCAGAGUGGCUAUGUGUAAUGCUUUCAGGCUUAUCUGUUUUGCAUUGCUAGCCAAGGACCAAAUCCUACCUAUGCUGCAAGGAAGCGUUUCUAUCAAAAUCAGUAAGUUUUUAUAUGUUGAACAAAUAGUAGCGACCAUGAUACUCUGCUAGGCAUUUCAGUCAACUUUGUGCCAGCCUUUGUGUGCAACCUUCAGGGUAGCUCAAACCAAAUGUGUGGAUUCUUGUGACAUUGAACUAGUGGGCCAGUAUCUGGCAGUGCACUGCACACUUUUCUACUGCGAUUACAGGCAGCCAACCACCCACAUUUUGCCAUGAAGAAAACUGCACCUACGCUCUUAAAGGUAGUUGCAGCAGACUUGGUCACUGGCCGAUCAAAGUAAGGUUAGCUGAAUUGCUAGUGUAAUUGCAGUGGCUGUGUUUUGUUAUUUUUUCUAUCUUUUUUUUUUGUGAGGUGUAAACGGCUCUUUUUCUUUUGACUUGUAUUUUAAGCCAUAUUUUCAUCUGUUAUGUUUUGCAGCCUUGUAUUUCGCUUUUGCAAUGCACUGUCUGCCCAGUUGAAAUUCUAUAUUAGAGUUAUAUACCUUUACAGCAUUUUUUUUUUGUGUGUGUGUGUGUGUGUGCACGCAGUUGCAGACAUAGGAGGAAAGGUGCAGCUCUCGGAGAAUGCUUCUUAAUGGUCGAGUCAUGUUGGAAUUCAUGACAUAAUUGUGCUUCACUGAGGACUGCAAGAGUGCUGUUCAAGUGUGGAGGAGGGAGCCAUUUUUGCUUUGCUUUGGCUGCUACUGAGCAGGAAUGUUUUGUUGCAGCAUAUAUGUUUGUACAGUGCACAGUAAGAUGUUACCGGACUUGCAGAUUCUAUGCAUGCUGUGAAAGAAUGUGACAGAUUUCACCUGCAGAGCAAUUCGUUCAAGAGUAAAGAGCAGAACACGUAUAGUACAUAUGAUGGCAUUGUGGUUUUUACACUCCGCAGCCCUGUUAGUUGGUAAAAUAGCAGGAAGAACUGUGAAGCAUAGAUUGCCUUUAUGUUGUUGCAGAAUUCCUGUACAUAAGAGGCACAGUCGACUUGCUUGUGCAUGUACAUAGUAUUUUCCUCAUAGAUUGAAUAAAGGAUCCAC
Molecule: messenger RNA, 4869 nt
Organism: Dermacentor silvarum
Lineage: Eukaryota; Metazoa; Arthropoda; Arachnida; Ixodida; Ixodidae
Exons: 4
Coding region: 244-897 (217 amino acids)
Source: RefSeq, a predicted model, not a curated record